Molecule: messenger RNA, 4075 nt
Organism: Orussus abietinus
Lineage: Eukaryota; Metazoa; Arthropoda; Insecta; Hymenoptera; Orussidae
Gene: Pkn
Product: serine/threonine-protein kinase N
Exons: 14
Coding region: 280-2388 (702 amino acids)
Biological process (GO): protein phosphorylation
Molecular function (GO): ATP binding; protein serine/threonine kinase activity
Source: RefSeq, a predicted model, not a curated record
AAAGGACACCAGAAUUCGGCGCAAGCAAGCCUCGCAGAGUCCAGCAGAAAACUGGACUUGUUGAGAUUGUCCCUUGAACUCAGAAGGCAAGAGUUACCCGCUGACAGUGCGACCGCUGCUCAAUUGAAACGAGAAUUAGCCAGUGUGCAAGCAGCCAGUCCAAUUCCUGUUACCUACACCUCUUUGCAACCUUUUCGAGGACCUUUGGAAGGCAGAGCCACGGUUCCUGCUUCGGUGUCGAGAUGUGCCGCGGUCACGGGCCAAUUGGAGGUGAGAUUGAUGGGCUGUCAAGACUUGGCAGAGGAGGUGCCAGGACGUACCAGAAGAGAGCAUCCAGCGAGUCCGGAUUUGCGAAGUUUUGUUAAAGGCGUAACGGGACGUAGUUCGUGCAAAUCUUACAGCGUGAAAGAUGAAACGAGUAACGAUAUUAUGGCGGUAAUUAAAUUAGAUAAUCAGACGGUGGCGCAGACUAGUUGGCGACCAUGUUCCCAACAGGCUUGGGACCAAAGGUUCUCUAUUGAACUAGACAAAUCAAGGGAGUUGGAAAUAGGCAUUUAUUGGAAAGACUGGAGAUCGCUUUGUGCAGUGAAAUUUUUACGCUUAGAAGAGUUCAUCGAUGACGUCAGACACGGGAUGGCGCUGCAGUUGGAGCCCCAGGGCUUGCUAUUUGCAGAGAUUAAAUUCCUUAACCCGAUGAUUUCGAGGAAGCCCAAAUUGCAGAGACAACGGAAAAUCUUUAAGCAACAAGUCAAGAAUUUCCCACGGGCCAAUCAGAUGAACAUUAAUGUCGCCACGUGGGGUAGGCUUCUUAAACGUUCAGCGCCCUCACUGCACAACACGCGAAGCUCUGAAAGCCCGCCAUCAGGUUCGCAACCAUUGCAGCUAGUUUUUGAUACGUCCGUAGAAGACAAAGCGGAAACACCUGGGGAGUUACCGGAUCCGGAAAAGGGUGGCUUAGGAGGAGCACGUCCCUUAGGGAUGGGAACAUCGACCGGAAGUCCUGUGCUUCCGCAUCCCCCGGAACAUCCGCCACCUCCACCUCCAACAGUUUCGAAAAAACCGUCUAUGCAAGCUCCUGCACCUCCUCCAAAAUUAGACCAAGAGUUACAGAGUGCGUUAAGGGAGUUUGAUUUCCUGCACAACGAGGAACGGGGUGGUCCCCAAGGGGCCAGUUUAAGGCCCCUCGUCACGGAGCCUCGCCCUGUGCUGAUCGCACCACCUUCUCCACGCACACCCUCGCCCCAACCCGUCGUCGAGUUUCCCGAAGAUGAGAAAAAGCCUCUUGCCCGAGAGAAAAUUAAAAAUGUGGUCUAUGAGAUGCCAGCAAGGCCUUUCCAAUACCGAGACAGUGCAUACGAGUCGAGACGACAAUCUCAACUCACAGGGAUGACUCUAGACAACUUCAGGUUACUCUCCGUCCUUGGUCGAGGCCAUUUCGGAAAAGUGAUUCUAUCUCAGUACAGGAACACUGGGGAAUACUUUGCAAUUAAGGCUCUUAAAAAGGGUGACAUUAUUGCGAGGGACGAAGUAGAGUCCUUGUUGUCCGAAAAGAGAAUAUUUGAGGUCGCCAAUGCAACCCGCCACCCUUUCCUCGUUAAUCUCUUCGCUUGUUUCCAGACAGAGGCGCAUGUAUGUUUUGUAAUGGAGUACGCCGCUGGUGGUGAUCUAAUGAUGCACAUACAUGCUGAUGUAUUUGGAGAACCGCGUGCAGUUUUUUAUUCAGCCUGUGUUGUGCUAGGAUUGCAAUAUUUGCACGAGAGUCGCAUUAUUUAUAGGGAUUUGAAAUUGGACAAUCUUUUACUGGAUACCGAGGGCUACGUAAAAAUAGCCGACUUUGGAUUGUGUAAAGAAGGCAUGGGGUUUGGCGAUAGAACGGGAACCUUCUGUGGAACUCCGGAAUUCUUGGCGCCGGAAGUCCUUACGGAAACUUCUUAUACUCGAGCAGUCGAUUGGUGGGGUCUUGGCGUUUUAAUUUUUGAGAUGUUAGUCGGAGAGUCUCCAUUCCCUGGUGACGAUGAAGAAGAAGUCUUUGAUUCCAUUGUCAACGAUGAAGUGCGUUAUCCUAGAUUCCUGACGUUAGAGGCAAUUGCAAUUAUGAGAAGGCUUUUACGGAAAAAUCCAGACAGAAGAUUAGGCAGCAGCGAGAGGGACGCCGAGGAUGUUAAAAAACAAGCGUUCUUCCGACACAUUGCGUGGGACGAUUUGCUCUUGAGGAGAGUUAAGCCACCAUUCGUCCCAGUUAUUGACUCUGUGGAGGAUGUUAGCAACUUCGAUGAAGAAUUUACAUCAGAGAAACCGCACUUAACGCCUCCCAAAGAUCCUCGGCCACUUAGCGAUUUGGAGCAAAGCCUCUUCAGGGACUUCACCUACAUGGCCGAUUGGUGCUAGCCAUUGCAAUGAAGUGUAACAUCACCUCUCUCUCCAGUUCACUUUAACCGAUUAAGAAUCGUAUCUCCUCGAGGGCUUUGUACCGAAUCACUGUUCGUCUACGCGUAGAAUUAAUAUCAAAAGUAUACAUUUCCUUUUUGUAUACACGCGAGUUUUUACACCCUCAAUGGCCACUGAAUAUUUUUAUAUUUAUUUUAUUUUUUACUUCCGCCAACCCCUACUAUAUAGAUUCGAGUUAUAUCCGCCCCCAGAUUACACCAGCCCUACCUUCCGAUUACAAUAGAAUAAUUGUUCAUAUAAUUACUAUCAAAUCGAGAACAAAUAUAUAUGGAACUCGUUUGUAUCGCUAGAAGCUCAUAUACGACCUCAGAUUGUAAAUGAAAAUGAUAACCGACCUUUCUCCGAUAGUCACAAGUAGUAACAUCCUGAUCUAGGUACGCGUAAUCUACAUGGCAAACUUGUAUAUAUCUAUCAGAAGCCAGAUUAACAUUUUCAAAGGAGAUUAGACACGCGAAUCGAUAUAUUGAGAGAUAAUCACGAUAGAAGAUUUUCAAAUUGAAUAUUUUCAACUAAUUAGAGGGAGCCAGGAACCUAGCUGUAUUUGCUCAUAUUAAUGUGAUAAUCGAUCAAACCGGAAAUAGAAUCGUAAACUUAUAUCAUAUAUAAACCGUAAUCUACACAGUCGAUGCUUCAGAUAAUAUAUUUAUACCAAUAGUAAGCAGCAUCGCGUACUCUAGCAAUGUUUCGCCACUAUAUUUUCUACACAAUUGACGGUUUUUCCUUUUCGUCUAUAUGUUAAUUGAAUUGCCAUUUUGAACGCGUGCCUGUUCGACGCAUUCUACGCACGUAAAACAUGUGCCUAAGCAAUUUGCAGCUAAACACGUAGCAAUCUUGCUGAGUAUAACCGCAAUAAAUUUUGGAAGACCACUACACGAGAUCAUUGAUAUGCUUCCACUGUAAAUCGCCUAUUACUUUUAUAAUUAUUAAGAAUAAGAAUGCCGACCACUCUUGAUUUGCACCGCUCUAAAUUAACUUAUCGACGACACUAAAGUCGGAAUGAUAAGAUCGUUCCGCUGUCGAUUUUCUCAGUAACUCAGAGCUUCGUGAAACGAUUUCGAUAAUUAAAUAGAAUAUUCAUCGUUUACUGUAGCGUUUUUUUUUUUUUUUCAAGAUCAGAGAAAUAUUUUAUCAUAGAAAUUGAUAGAGAAGGUCCUUUAAGUAAUCAUCAGAGGGAUCUGAACAGCCGAAAAGUAUAACGUGUAACUGUUUGUGAUAAUUUCGAGUACACCUCGAGGUCAGGUUGCCUUAUCACGUUAAAUUAAUAACAGUUCUGGUAUCUAUAUUUUGUAUUGGAAAACUUUGUACUCUGUAUCCGAAGCCCUUUUCGAUAAACAGGUGCUCUCGGUUAAUGCAUAAUCAUAUCGUGCCUGGUUUUUGUCAUCCAACUUACACUUCUGAUUUAUUCUAAAUAACAAAUUCUUCGGAGAGCAAAACUCUCAAGAAUCGACGCAGGGGUAUUAAACAAAAAAGCAAGCAAAAUUAGACAAAAAGAUUGAAACGCAAAUAGAAAGGCUGAUUUGUAUUGGAAUUGUAUUUCGGUCCAAAGUCAACUGUUCUGUUUAUAACCGUUGACUUGAUAAAUAUUAAUUUAUAAUGGGACUCACGUUAAUAAAUGGUUUAAUGGGAA